Messenger RNA from Amphibalanus amphitrite, 5202 nucleotides. Its product is annotated as rho GTPase-activating protein 20-like. The transcript has 17 exons. Bases 364 to 4698 code for a protein of 1444 amino acids. NCBI's taxonomy places the organism in Eukaryota, Metazoa, Arthropoda, Thecostraca, Balanomorpha, Balanidae. The record is from RefSeq and is a predicted model, not a curated record. Gene Ontology annotation, molecular function: guanyl-nucleotide exchange factor activity; GTPase activator activity. Gene Ontology annotation, biological process: regulation of Rho protein signal transduction; signal transduction.
AGUCGGCCGCGGAGCGCGCGUGGAAGAGGUGGGUAGGCCGGCGUGGAUCGUUCCGGGGUGUGAGGUGUCGCGAUGGGGCACUGGUUGGAUGUGAAGUGCUGUGUUUGAGUGUUUUGGUGUCGGCGUUAUCAAGUGAGGGAUAGUGAAGCGAAAACACGGUGGAAUUACCCGAGCAUGACGCAGAACAAUUAGCAACAAAACCGGAGCGAACGAACGAAUUGUGUGGACACCAACGACUUGAAUAACAUGUAACAGCGGCUCAAAAAUUAUGGACAUCACUACUGUGACCCAAAUUGAGCAGUGAACACGCCGUGUCUCCUGUGUCGCGUCCUCUGACCCGCGGUGACCGGUGACCGGUCAGCGAUGGAGGAGGUGCCGGUACGCCGCCGUCCGCCGCUGGGACGCCGCAUCAGCCGCCGGCUGUCUCUGGUGGUUCGUGUGCCCUCCCUGCUGGCCACACGGGCCCUGAGUCGCUCACGGGAGUCCAUCAGUGUGCUGCCUGCGCCGGUUGUUACCACCAGAGCGUUCCAGGUCACCGUCCAACUGCCCGGAGGAGCACAACGCACGCUGCUCGGCGACACGGGCCAGUUAGUGCGCGGCCUGGUGCGUCACCUGGUCCGCGAGCUGCGUCUGGUCGAGCCUCUGUACCGUCUGGCCGACUCUCUUGCCGAGGUGGAUCCAGAGGCGGAGGCGUCGCUGCUGGAGCGGGAGACACUGCUGCUGGAGGAGGGCCGCCUGGAGCACCACCCGCGGGCAGCGACUGACGCCCGGUACCGUCUGACCGAGUGUCUGCUGGCCGGUGAGCGGCGCUACCUGGCCUCAGUGCGCUCGCUGGAGCACGUAUACGGCACCCCGCUGCGAAAACUGAGCUCCAUCAGUGCUGAGGAACACCGGCAACUCUUCACCGGUAUACAGCCCGUGUGCUCCGUCAGCGCCAUGCUAAUCAGCAAGCUGGAGAGUACCCUGGACACGUGGGACUCCGAGACAACUCGAGUCGGUGGUUUGUUCUCGAAGCAGCUUAUCCACCAGUACGAAGAAUACCUCAAGUUCCACCAAACCGCCAGACGGCUAUAUCGGCAGAAGCAGGCGACAGACGAGGAGUUUGUAGAGUUCUGCAGGCUGAGGAGAGGAGCUGCCAAACACACGCUGGAUGCCCUUCUGCUCUUACCGGUUCAGCGGCUGGCUCAGUAUGAGCGCUACUUCCAAGACUUGCUGGCCGAAACUCCGAGCGACCACCCUGAUGCUGACGACCUGAGUCGCGUCCGCGGACGCGUGAAGCAGCUGCUGUCAACCCCUGGUAACGGUCAGUCGGAGCUCGAACGUGUCCAGGAGCUGUUCCCAUCGGACGACCUCGGUCUAUUCUGCCGCGACCCUUCGUCUCAGAGGAUGAAGGGCUUGAUCCGGAAGCGGUCUGCGCCGACGAGCCGACUACAGCGCGCGCUCUCGGCCAAGGCGCAGCGCCCCUCGUCGGCCGAACGGUCUCCCGCCGGUACCGACGACGACAAGGAGAACAGCGAGCCGCCGGGUGACGUCACCGACGCGCCAACGCGCCGCCAGUUCGUCAUGGAGACCGCCGUCCAGUUCACCGUGGGCGCGCAGUCGCAGGACCGGCACCUGUUUCUCUUCACCGACAUGCUGCUGGUGGCCAAGGCGCGCUCCGGCGGCAACUUCAAGCUGAAGGAGAAGGUGCGCCUGUCGGAGAUGUGGCUGGCCGGCUGUUUGGACGACGUAGCCGAGGUGGCCAAGGACCCGGCCACCUCCUUCGUCAUCGGCUGGCCCACUACUAACGUCGUUGUCACCUUCAGUGGCCCGGCGCGCGACCUCUGGUACAACAAGCUCAGCCAACUGAUUGCCGCAGAGAGGGAGCACGAGGCCAAGGCGACGGCGAUCCACGUGCUGUACCGCGACCCGGGCAGUAACUCUGACCUGGGUAAGACGGUGACGGCCGGCUCGUCGGCCACUGCUCGCGACUGUGUGCGCAGCGCGCUGUCCUCGCUGGACCUACCGUCGGCCGUGGCUGCCGAGUACCAGCUGUGGGCGCGGCCGGCCGCCGACGAGCCCCCGUACCCGCUCAUCGGCCACGAGCUGCCGGCCGCCAUCCAGCUGCACGCGCUGCGAGAGGCGGCUGCCGAGGAGAGGGCGGAGAUGGACCACUGCAAUAACAUCUACAGCACCAGCCCGACGGCCGGCUGCCAGUUCAUACUCAGGCCGGUGCGGUCCGACCUCCGCGCCCUCUCACCCUCACCGGACCCCGCCAAGAAGAAGAAGCUCUCCAAGAAGUCCCCGAUCCGCAUCCACAACGUGUUCCGGCGCACCAACAGCAAGCCGGACUGCGUGGACGCUCCUUUCAGCGUGUGCGGCUCGCCGAUGCUGUUCGGUCAGCCUCUGAGCACGCUCUGCCAAAACGACACCCUGCCGCCGCCUGUCCUGGCUAUGCUCGUUCAGCUCUUCAGGAAGGGCCCGUACACCGUGGGUAUUUUUCGCAAGUCUGCCAACGCCAGGGUUGUGAAGGAAAUCAAGGAGAAACUCGACAGCGGAUUGGAGGUGGACAUGGAAUCGGUGAAUAUUUACGCGGUAGCCGGUCUGACCAAGGAUUUCCUGCGCUCGCUACCCGACCCUCUGCUCGGCUCUGAGCUUUACGACGAGUGGAGAGAGGUGGCCGACAUUGAGGACGAGCACGACAAAAUCAUCCGCAUCAGAGAGCUGUGCUCGCGGCUACCGGCAGCCAACGUGACUCUGCUGUGCCAUUUCCUCUGCGUGCUGCACCACGUGGCGCGCCGUAGUCACCACAACCUGAUGUCAGCCGCUAACGUUGCCGUCUGCGUGGGGCCCUCGCUGCUAACUCCGGCCUGCCCCACGCAGGCGCUGGCCUCCGACAGCGCCAAGAGGCUGCCGGCCGUCGUGGCGCUGCUCAUUGAGCGCUGUGACGCCAUUUUCGGCAGCGAGUGCCUCCGCCUGCUGGGUCCUCCACCGGGACGGGCGGCGCGCACAGACAGUGGAGAGGACUCGGACGGACUGGCCAGUGGUGGUGGUGUGCGCCGGGACGACUCCUCCAUCGACAGCCUGGAGCGCGAGCUGCUGGGAGAAAACGAGCCCCUCCCGCGCAAGGACAAGAUGGCCGUGACGAACCUGAGCCGCGACUCGGGUCUGACGCUCUCAGACACUCAGCUGUACGCGCUGGACGAUGAGGAGGAAUCAGCCAGCACCUCGUCCGGUCAGAGUGUGGAGAAGAGCGAGCACAGCGCGUGCUCGAGCGGCCGCGGCUCGGACAACAGCUACCGACACCGGCCGGUAGACGGCAGCACCAUCUACGCGUCCCCGCGCCGGCCGAGCGUGUCCCGCGAGAGCCCCGAGGCGGUGUACGCCCGGCCGCCGCCGCCGCGCCACACGCCGUCCAACUUUAAACGGCAGGAUUGGACGCGGCAGCACCACCCGGCGCGGCGAUCAGGAAGGCCCGGCUUCGACCCUAAGAGCUCUCUGCGCCGCAGUGCCUCCGAGGAGAGCCUGGUGAAGAUGUGCGGGCCGCGCGAGCCGGCGCGGCCGACACCGGAGCCGGAGUCUCGCCCGUCGCCGUCCCGCUCCCCGCCGAUGGUGAGGUCUCGAUCGGCCCACCACCUGGCACAGCGGCGGGACGCGCGCCUGGCCCCGGCGCCGCCUCGGGACACCCCGCCGGCGCCGUCCUCCGCCUGGGCCCGCAGCCGCUCGACGCCGCACAUUGACGACGCUGACCGGUCUUACGACUCGUCGACUUUGUCUGACGACGACUCGACGCCGCACGUUUCCCGCUCCAACUCGCGAAGCAAGGACUGCUCGCUGGCUAACGACCUCUGGGAGCGGACGUACGGCGCUGUCGAGUCUCGCGCUGACCCUCGGGCAGACGCGAGGUUCGUCCGAGGCAGCAGCGUCAGUUCGUCUCGGAGCGGGAGUUGCGUGGAGACGCCGCCCAGUUACGAUGCUACGCUGAGCCGCCGGCAGCGACUGACACCCUCUAACGGCCGGUCUGCCAUCUACGCGCUGCCCGAACAGGUGCUGCGGGAGCAGACCAUCCUCUCCAACCGCGCUAAGCAGCUGUAUGAGGAGAGUCUGCGGAUCUACGCGCAGCAGACGGCGGCGCCGGAGAUGGUGUAUGCCUCUCCUGUACGGACUGUCUCCGGCGGGGGCGGUCCGGCGCCGCCGCUGCCGCCCAAACAGCGCUCGCCGACGCGACGACCCGACACCGGCCGGAGGGGACCGGACCAGCCGUCGACUCGGACCGUCAUUCAGAUCGGUGACUCCGACUCGACUGCUCCGCGCGCGUGCAGACCGCAGCGGCGGGCGUCCCGGCGUGAGGCGGAGACUCAGACUGAGGUGGAUAGUCGCGCGGAGCCGGAGGAGCGGCGCCGCCGACCGCACGUUACCCUGGUGGAGAUCGAGGCGACUCCGCGCUGCCCGCGGCCGGGUGACGCCGCGGAGUCCUGGGCCGACGCCGACGUGGGCUGGUCCGUGUCGCGUCUCCGUGAACUGUUCAGCGGUGACGGCUCGAGCGGCGAGCAGGCGCGCUACCGCCACCCGCCGCUGCGCAGAGCGGGCGGCUCCGGCGGCUCGGGCUCCUCCUCUCCGGGGGAUAUUUACGCCUCGCUGCCGCCGCCGCGGCUGGCGCCCCUCGGCAGGACGGUGUCGGCGGCCAGCUCAAACGACGGGGAAGAGUCGUACGUGUGACGGGGUGACUGGUGCCGCCACCCGCGGGCACAAUCUAAGUCAGAGAGGUGCCUGUGACCCGCGGGCGGCUGUGUCUGUGACUAUGUGUGCCGACUGUGUGUUAUGACCGUUGUUAUUUGGCCGUGUGACGAAUUGUGUGCCUGUGACCGCCCGGAGUGAGCAUCCUCCACGGCGUCUGUAUUUUUCACGGCCAAUCAUCGUCAAUGGUUCCCAUCUGUGUAUUGACAGUGUAUGUGUAAAUACUUGCGCUUGCUAAUACUCUUCAUGUCCUUUAACGGUGCUCAAGUGACAGGCUGGACUUGCUCGUCCGAGACGGCACCGCAAGUCCGUCAUAUGAGAUAUGCGGACUUCAUUUUACGUGUUUUAAGUGACAAUCGUUACUUCGCUGUGUGUCGCGACUUUCAACAGGAUCCGUUACAUGAACGUAUGCGCGUGUGUUCUCUUUACUAUAUGCAUUGAGAUGAAUUAUGUUAUAUGUGAUGGAAUACAAAGAAAGAACAUUAA